AUUGUGGAAAGGCUCAGAGAGGUUUAGUUACUCUGUUUAGCUUCUUCAACGUCACGGGUUCGAUGCCCCAACUUCACAAACUGACGAAACGUUAUCUUCUUCUCAAAUUUCUGAUUCUCUGAGAUUUCCCCAAUUUUUCAUCUUCUUCGAGUGAUUAGUACAGAUUAGGGUUUUAUUCGUUAUUAUUGUCUAUAUUACUCCUUGAUUGUGGUCGAUGACCUCGCUACUUCUUCUCAGAACGCUUCCGCUUCUCCGCAACGGAUUUCUCAACCAUCGUCAUCAAGUUGGUAUCGUAGCUGGUGGAAUUCUCAGUCACCGUCGGCGUUUGUUGUGUUCUCUUGCUGAUAGACCACAGUUUUACGAGAAUAAUGAUUCUGUUUCUCCGGUGGAGGGAUCCGGCGCGGCGGCGAUGAACGUGACAUCGCCUGUUGUUGAUAAUAGCUGGCGUUAUGAAGAUCCUGAUUAUCGGAAAUGGAAGAAUCUAGAGGCUGAGAUUCUUCGAGAUAUUGAACCUAUUUCUCUUCUCGCUAAAGAAAUUCUUCAUUCCGAUAGGUAUUUGGAUGGAGAACGCUUAGAUUUUGAGGAUGAGAAAAUUGUCAUGGAAAAGCUUCUUCCUUAUCACCCAUAUUCCAAAGACAAAAUUGGUUGUGGUCUUGAUUUUAUAAUGGUUGAUCGGCAUCCACAAUUCAGGCACUCAAGAUGCCUCUUUGUUGUGAGAACAGAUGGUGGAUGGAUAGAUUUCUCGUACCAAAAGUGUCUUCGAGCCUAUGUUCGAGAUAAGUACCCGUCUCACGCUGAGAGGUUUAUUCGUGAACAUUUUAAGCGUGCUAGUAGCUAAAAAUCUGUAUAACUGUCCCACUCAUCAUCACAGCAAAUUCUCAUAAAUUUUUAGCUGAAAUAACACAAUCAGCUAUGAAGCUUUGUUGUACAAAAUUUAUAAAUUGCUCAAUCUAUUGGAAGACUUGAAUGAGUUAGGAAAAUAGUAGUUGGUUCAGACUGCAGAACAAUCAAUUUUUGAGACCGAAAGUAAUUCUAGUUAUGGAAUACAAUAUUUGCAUGUUGUAAAAUCUUUUUAGCUGAAACUUCGAACAUCCUUUGCAAGUAAAAAUAUUGUCACUUCAAACUUUCGAAGUAGCUAGAGAAUUUCCAAAGUCUAAACUGUCAGAGAGCAAAGCCCAAAAUGAACAAUCUCAAAAAGAAACCCAAACCAGUACGCUUUGUAAUGUUUCCAAACGAUGAGGAUAAGAGAAGAAUCUACCUUAUUCCAACCCAUAAUUGACUCCAUAUAUAUAACUCAU
This is a messenger RNA of Arabidopsis thaliana (thale cress), 1298 nucleotides long. RefSeq names its product DCL protein (DUF3223). The coding region runs from base 215 to 838 and encodes 207 amino acids. Gene Ontology annotation, biological process: chloroplast organization; chloroplast rRNA processing. Lineage: Eukaryota; Viridiplantae; Streptophyta; Magnoliopsida; Brassicales; Brassicaceae. The transcript is spliced from 3 exons. Gene Ontology annotation, cellular component: chloroplast. The record is from RefSeq and is marked reviewed.